Molecule: messenger RNA, 1636 nt
Organism: Nelumbo nucifera (sacred lotus)
Lineage: Eukaryota; Viridiplantae; Streptophyta; Magnoliopsida; Proteales; Nelumbonaceae
Source: RefSeq, a predicted model, not a curated record
UCCCACGUUUUAAUUUCUGUGGACCACUGAUUCCGUAGAUGACAAUGACUCUGUCUAUCUAGUGCCUACCGCCUAGUGGGUCGAUUCGGUCACUCCCUCUCAGCCCUCUGGCUAGAGAGAGAAAGAUGAAGAAAGCAGAGCUGAUUUUCUUCCCAUCGCGGGGAAUCGGGCACCUGGUAUCGACGGUGGAACUUGCACAGCGCCUUGUCGAGAGGGAUGAUCGGCUGUCCGCCACCGUCCUCACGCUUCCGGCAACCGCAACCUCACCCUACACAGAAUCACUCGACUCCACCCUCACCCAGGUCCGAUUAAUCAGCCUCCCCCGUGUGGACCUUUCUGGAAUGGAGAAUCUGUCGGGAGAGUCUUUUAUUUCUCAGUUCAUGGACAGGCACAUAACAUUUGUCAAAGAUGCUAUCACUCAGCGCAUCUCCACCGACUCCGUUCGACUCGCCGGGUUGGUCGUCGAUCUCUUCUCCACCACCAUUGUCGACCUCGCAGACGAGCUCGGCAUCCCUGCUUACCUCUAUUUCACUUCUGGUGCAGCCAUGCUGGGUGUCAUGCUCCACCUCCCCAACCUCGUUACAGACAUAACCGAAGAUUUGAAAGACUACCCAGGUGAGUUGGUAAUCCCGAGUUUCGUCAAUUCGGUUCCUCCGCUCGUCUUGCCUAAGGUUUUGCUGAACAACAAAGAAAAUGGGUACGUAUGGAUGCUCACUCACGCUCGGAAUUUCAGAAGAACGAAGGGUAUUAUCGUAAAUACGUUCGUCGAGAUCGAGCCUCACGCCAUCCACUCAUUCAAGGUCGACAGUCAGAUCCCGCCGGUGUAUCCGGUUGGACCAUUGCUGGACCUCAACGGAAAGUUCCACUCACCGUCGAACCGGCCCCAAUUCGACAAGAUCAUGAGGUGGCUCGAUCAGCAGCCUCCGUCAUCGGUUAUCUUCUUAUGCUUCGGCAGUAGAGGUAGCUUCAGUGUAUCUCAGACGAAGGAGAUAGCUCUGGGGCUCGAGCGAAGCGGUUACCGAUUCCUCUGGUCCCUGCGUCAGCCUGAGCCAUCAAAAUCCAGAUUUGCUCCUCCGAGCGAUUACAGCUACACGAAUCUGGAGGAGGUUCUGCCGGACGGAUUCUUGAAUCGGACGGAAGGGAGAGGUUUGGUGUGUGGAUGGAGCCCACAAGUGGAAGUCCUGGCUCAUCCGGCCACCGGUGGCUUCCUUUCUCACUGCGGAUGGAACUCGAUCUUGGAGAGCUUGUGGUUCGGCGUACCGAUUCUGGUGUGGCCACUAUACGCGGAGCAGAAGCUCAAUGCGUUUCGGCUGGUCAUGGAGCUGGGAUUGGCGGUAGAGAUGGGUUGUGUCAGUAGAAGGAACGGUGAUGAUUUCGUCAAAGCGGAGGACGUAGAGAGAGGAGUUAGGAUUAUGAUGGACGGUGACAACGAGGUAAGAAGGAAAGUCAAGGAGAUACAAGAAAGAAGCAGAAAAGCAGUGGCACAGGGGGGAUCUUCGUUCGUCUCGUUGGGACGAUUGAUUCAUGAUGUAAUUGAAAGGAUCUUAUGACUUUUAACUGACAUUUUACAAAAUAAAUGAUCAAGUUUGGUUAUUUAAUAAAUAAAAUCAGUUAUGUUUCAAAAUAAUCGAGUGAA